This is a messenger RNA of Xiphias gladius (swordfish), 3865 nucleotides long. RefSeq names its product protein tyrosine kinase 7b (gene ptk7b). Gene Ontology annotation, cellular component: neuronal cell body; plasma membrane; axon. The transcript has 20 exons. The record is from RefSeq and is a predicted model, not a curated record. Gene Ontology annotation, biological process: homophilic cell-cell adhesion; synapse organization; protein phosphorylation. Bases 496 to 3735 code for a protein of 1079 amino acids. Gene Ontology annotation, molecular function: axon guidance receptor activity; ATP binding; protein kinase activity. NCBI's taxonomy places the organism in Eukaryota, Metazoa, Chordata, Actinopteri, Istiophoriformes, Xiphiidae.
CGGGCGAGUGGGAGGAAGCCAACUUGGAAACACCGCGGAGCCAAACUCCCUCUCGUUGAGAACCGAACUGGUCAGGCAGUCGGCGGCUCUGGACGCAGGCAGACGGCGGCUACACAGACCGGCUUGGAAUGAGCCAGUGCGGCCUAAAUCCACGCCUCACCUCCGCUCCGCAAGCCACCUGGGAGUUUCGACUCGGCGUUCAAACUUUCGGCGUCGCUCCUCAGUCCGGACUCGUUAAGUCGUCUGUCUGGCUGGCCUGUAAACCGAAGCGUCCGUCCCACAUGUUUCUGCCUCGUUCUCGCUAGUCUCCAGAACAACCAGGCGGAGAAGUCGCCCGGCGUCCCCCGGCGGACCCUGCGCAGGUAACGGGUACAGUUUCUACCUGUACGCACGCGGUGACGCGCGGAUCUCUUCGACGCUCUCCUUUCGCGCUACGGCUCUUACGGUAGCCGCCGGAGAACAGCACCGGGGAGCCCGCGGAGCACCGGGACGGUCAUGGAUCUACCAGGAGAGAGCGAGACCCGGCGCGGGGAGGGCAAGAGAAGCCCCGCGGUGUUUCGUAGGAGCAAACCGCCGAUGGACGCGAUGUACGCCGUCGGUAUUAUCUGUCUCCAAGUUCUGUCGAUCCAGGCUGCUGCCAUCCAGUUCACCAAGGAGCCCAAGUCCCAGGAUGCCUUGCAUGGCCGCAGCGCCAUGCUGCGCUGCGAGGUCAGCGAUCCGGCUGACAUCAGUUACAGCUGGCUUCACAACGGCCAACCUCUGGAAAACAGUGAGAGGCGCUUCCAGGAGGGCAGCAACCUCAAGUUCACCGCUGUGGACCGCCAGCUGGACGCAGGAAACUUUGAGUGCGUUGCACAAAACACGGUCACGGGAGAGAUGCUCCACUCCACCAAUGCCUCCUUCAAUAUCAAGUGGUUGGAAAGUGGUGGUGUGACUUUGAAGGAGCCCGCCUCAGAAGAAGAGAUCGAGAGCUCUGCGCCGGUCACGUUGCGCUGUCACAUUGAUGGGCACCCACGGCCGACAUGCCAGUGGUUCAAGGACGGGGUGAGGCUGACAGAGAAGAGCCAUCAGAUCAACAACAAGGAGAGGACGCUCACCUUCAAGAGCGCCAGUCCAGACGACAACGGCCUGUACUACUGCUGUGCCAAGAAUGCAGCCGGGCACGUCUGCAGCAACAGCAACUUCACUCUCAACAUCAUAGAUAAGAGUUUCCCGCGGCCGGUGGUUCGUCCCGAGGACCAGGUGGUGUUGAAGAACGAGGAGGCAAUGUUUCACUGCCAGUUCACCGCUGUGCCGGCUCCCACGUUGGAGUGGUACCACGAAAAUGAGUUGCUGGCAAACAAGUCUCGAGUGAUUCUGCUCUCCAACGGCACACUGCUGAUCACCCAGGUCAAGCCCAGGAACACGGGGACCUACAGGUGUGUCGGCCGUGGCCUCAGAGGGUCCCAUGUUCCUUUGGAGGCCUCCCUCCUCAUAGCUGAGAUAGACGAUAUGGAGUCCAAGAUGUCACAGGUUUUAACCGCGGACACCAUGCAGAGGGUAGCCUGUCGCCCCCCACGGGGCAGACCUGAGCCUGAGGUUUGGUGGGAGAGAAGAGGUCAGCAGGUCCCCACAGAGGGCAGAGUGUACCAGGACGGCCUGGACCUGGUCUUCAGUCCCACAGAGGAGGGAGAUUCAGGCACCUACACCUGCGUGGCCCAGAACAAGGCCGGACGCAGGACACAGGAGGUUACCUUCACUGUGGCUACUGCCCCAGUGUGGGUCACAAGGCCUAAGGACAGCCACUUAGAGGAGGGUAAACCAGGUUACCUUCACUGCCACGCUCAGGCCAACCCUGAACCUGAGGUCACCUGGAUACGCAACACCAACUUAAUCGCAUCUAAUGACUCCCGUUUUAUGCUCUUCCCUAACGGCACUCUCAGGAUCAACAACGUGGAGGUGUAUGAUGGACAGAUGUACGGCUGUGAAACCAAGACUGUAGCUGGCCAGCUGUCUGGGCAAGCUAGAGUUAUUGUGCUUGAGAAGCUGAAGUUCACUCCGACACCCCAGACUUCUCAGUGCCUGGAGCUGGAUAACGAGAUCACCAUCCAGUGCUUUGCUACAGGCAGAGAGAGCCCCACCAUCCACUGGACCAAAGCAGACGGAGGUGAGCUGCCGCCUCACGUGGAGCAGAGGAACGGCCAGCUCCGCUUCACCAAAGUCACCCGGAGCGACGCCGGCAACUACACGUGCACCGCAUCCAACAGCCUCCAGGGGGAGAUCAGAGCCAUGGUGACCCUCACUGUGGCCGUGUACAUUCGCUACAAGGUGGAGCCAGAGAGUACAACAGUGUACCAGGGUCACACAGCCAUCCUGCACUGUCAGGCCACCGGUGACCCCGAGCCUCACAUCCACUGGAUGGUUAAAGACAAGACGCUGGACAUCAGUAAGAACAGGAGGUUCCAGAAAAUGCCCAAUGGCUCCUUGGUGAUUACAGAUGUCACUACAGAUGACACGGGCAGCUAUACCUGUGUGGCUGGAAACAGCUGCAGCAUCAAAGAUCGCGUGGCUCAGCUGUAUGUAGUGGACAAACCUGUGCAUCCCUUUCUAGAAAACGGGGACAAGGCUCCUUACAAGAUGAUCCAAACUAUUGGCCUGUCUGUGGGAGCAGCGGUGGCUUACAUCAUUGUCGUGCUGGGUCUCAUGUUCUACUGCAAAAAGAGACGCAACGCCAAAAGACUGCAGAAAGGCCAGGACGGAGAGGAGCCAGAGAUGGAGUGCCUAAAUGGAGGGGCUGUUCAACAAAAUGGCCACAUCACCGCUGAGAUCCAGGAAGAGGUGGCACUCACCAACAUGGGUACCACGGUAACAACCGAGAAACGCAACAGCAACGUCAACAACGAUAAGCUCCACUUUCCUCGAGCAAACCUACAAACCAUCACUACUUUAGGUAAAGGGGAGUUUGGUGAGGUGUUGCUAUCCAAGGCUAAGGGUAUCGAAGAGAGCGAGGAGGAGACGGUGGUGCUGGUGAAGAGCCUGCAGAGCAGAGAUGAACAGCUCCAGCUCGACUUCCGCCGCGAAGCUGAAAUGUUCGCCAAGCUCAGCCACCCCAACGUCGUCCGCCUGUUGGGCCUGUGCAGGGAGGCAGAACCCCACUACAUGAUCUUAGAGUACUAUGACCUGGGAGACCUAAAGCAGUUCCUGAGAAUUUCUAAAAGCAAAGAUGACCAGGUCAAAUCUCAGCCUAUCAGCACUAAGACCAAAGUUUCCAUCUGUGUCCAGGUGGCUCAUGGGAUGGAGCAUCUGUCCAAUCACCGCUUCGUUCACAAAGACCUAGCCGCCCGAAACUGUCUGAUCAGCAAUCAGAGGCGCGUGAAGGUGUCAUCUCUCAGCCUCAGCAAGGAUGUCUACAACAGUGAGUACUACCACUACAGACAGGCAUGGAUCCCGCUGCGCUGGCUCCCAGCAGAGUCUGUGUUUGAGGACGACUUCUCCACCAAGUCUGAUGUGUGGGCCUUUGGAGUGUUGAUGUGGGAAGUGUUCAGUCACGGGGAAAUGCCAUAUACCAAACUCAGUGAUGACGAGGUGCUGGAAGGUCUGCAGACAGGGAAGCUGAAGCUUCCCAUUCCAGACGGAUGUCCCUCCAAAAUCUACAAGCUCAUGGUGCGCUGCUGGGCCCUAAGCCUCAAAGAGCGCCCCUCCUUCACUGAUAUCGUCCACGCCCUGGGAGAGCUGCCCUCUGACAGCAAAGUCUGAGAUGACCAUAGCCCAACAUCAGAGGGGAACUUUUACCACCUUCCUUCCCCCCAAAAUAAAGACAGGAAUGCUGGAUAUUAGUCUCACACAUUUCAGGGAAGAAGGUUGAGGAGAAAACACUUUUUUUUUU